Molecule: messenger RNA, 1112 nt
Organism: Hyaena hyaena (striped hyena)
Lineage: Eukaryota; Metazoa; Chordata; Mammalia; Carnivora; Hyaenidae
Gene: BNIP1
Product: BCL2 interacting protein 1
Exons: 6
Coding region: 20-706 (228 amino acids)
Biological process (GO): retrograde vesicle-mediated transport, Golgi to endoplasmic reticulum
Cellular component (GO): endoplasmic reticulum; SNARE complex
Molecular function (GO): SNAP receptor activity
Source: RefSeq, a predicted model, not a curated record
CGUAGCCGGCGUCCUCAACAUGGCGGCUCCCCAGGAUGUCCACGUCCGUAUCUGUAACCAAGAGAUUGUCAAAUUUGACCUGGAGGUGAAGGCGCUUAUCCAGGAUAUUCGAGAUUGUUCAGGACCAUUAAGUGCACUCACUGAACUGAACACUAAAGUGAAAGAGAAGUUUCAGCAACUGCGGCACAGGAUACAGGAGCUGGAGCAGUCAGCUAAAGAGCAAGACAAAGAGUCAGAGAAGCAAGUUCUGCUCCAGGAAGUGGAGAAUCACAAAAAGCAGAUGCUCAGCAAUCAGACCUCAUGGAGGAAGGCUAAUCUCACCUGCAAAAUUGCCAUCGACAAUCUAGAGAAAGCAGAACUUCUCCAGGGAGGAGACCUCUUAAGGCAAAGGAAGACCACCAAAGAGAGCCUGGCCCAGACGUCCAGUGCCAUUACGGAGAGCCUCAUGGGGAUCAGCAGGAUGAUGUCCCAGCAGGUGCAGCAGAGCGAGGAAGCCAUGCAGAUGCUAGCCAAUUCUUCGCGGACUAUCCUGGAUGCAAAUGAAGAGUUUAAGUCCAUGUCAGGGACUAUCCAGUUGGGACGGAAGCUUAUCACAAAAUAUAACCGCCGAGAGCUGACAGACAAACUCCUCAUUCUCCUUGCCCUGGCCCUUUUCCUUGCGACGGUCCUCUAUAUUGUAAAAAAGCGGCUCUUCCCAUUUUUGUAAGAUGGGGAAUUACCAGCUUUUGCCCUUUAAGGUCCAGUGUCAAGAUCUGUCCGUGCUACCAGGCCCUGGCAAACCAGCCCACGCCUCCGUGGUCUGCUCCAGUUGUUCCGUGGCUUGGAUGGAGAUGCAGUCCCCCAGGUUUCCACAGGCGGCGGGCUUGCACAGGGCGAGCAGAGCAAGGUGUCAUCAAGACACCUGCAGGGCCACAGGGACUCCAGGAGUCGUGACAGCAGUGCUUAUGGCCGACACACGGGGCACUUGGAGGCCAGCCUUCAGGAUUUGGUCCUCCUUUCUCUCCUCCUGCUGCGGCCUUAAUGCCAGAUCUCGUGGAAGGAAAAGUGGGGAGCAGGAGGAUAAGGAAAACUCCUGUCCAUUUCUUGAAUAAACUUGAUUGUAUUUAAUAGAA